CGCCAAAAAACCACCCACCGUUCGAAAGGGGGAUGUGGAAUUCCCAACUCAGAACCCGGCUCAUUUCUCGUCAACCACAAAUCGCCAAAGCAACACCCUCGCGACCGUUCCACGCCCGCUCCCUCCCGCAAUACGCCUGCGUCGUUGACCCCUCGACGCCAACCACGAUGUCUGGAUCUGAGGGCCGCGCUACGAACAUGCCUCCUCCGCAGCCGGACUACUCGACCUGGAGCGCACCCGAUCUGAUCUCGCGUAUCACAGAGCUCGAGAAACAGCUGCAGUCGCGGACGGCGGAGUUUGCGCCAGCGACUGCUCCGGCUCCUGCCACUGCUCCGGCUGCAGGCGCUGGGGACCCCGCUACAGCAAAGGCCACAGGCGCAUCAUCACCGAACCCGCUGCCGCACAAGAAAGCGAAAAAGAACCCUCCCAGCUCCGAAGACUUCGCGCACACGCCGGCCCCGACCCGAAUCCCGAAGCAGGCGCGCGAGCUGGAUCCCUCGAAAUACCACACGCGGUUCAUAGCGCUGAAGUUCGCGUACCUGGGCCAGCGGUAUAAUGGGCUGGAGCACACGACGGGGAACGCGACGCCGCUGCCGACGAUCGAGGAGGAGAUGUGGAAGGCGUUGCGGCGGACGAGGCUGAUUCUGCCGACGGGGGACACGCCGUCGGAUGCGCAGUUUGGGGACCCGCGCCAGCCGAGGGCGCUGAAGGCGUACACGCUGAACUGGGAGGGGUGUCAGUAUUCGAAGGCGGGGCGGACGGAUCGUGGAGUCAGUGCGUUUGGGCAGGUGAUUGGGAUCCGGGUGCGGAGUUCGCGGCCGAAGCAGAAGAAGGUGGCUAAGCCGGAGGCUGCGGCGGCGACUACGGGGGAUACGGAUACUACGAUGAAGGAAGGGAAUGAUACUCCGGUGGAGGAAGAGAGGGCCCCGGAUGAGGGCUGGGAUGAUAUUAGGGACGAGCUGCCGUAUAUCACGAUCCUGAACUCGGUGCUGCCGGAGGAUAUUCGGGUUCUGGCGUGGUGUCCUCAUCCGCCGGAAGGCUUCGAUGCUCGGUUCUCUUGUCGGGAACGCCAGUACAAGUACUUCUUCACUCAGCCGGGCUUCUUCCCCACGCCCGGGGGCCAAGGACUCGAAGGACGCGAGGGCAACAAGAACCCCAAGUUCAGAGAAGGAUAUCUGGAUAUCGAGGCGAUGCGUAAGGCCGCCAAGUUAUUCGAAGGCGUGCACGACUUCCGGAAUUUCUGCAAGCUGGACACCAGCAAGCAGCUCGAGACCUUUGAACGGAAGAUCUACCAUUCCGAUAUUGAGCUGGUAGACCCCAAGAGCAUCCCGCUGGGUACUCUAGGUCGGGCUGGACUAUCGAUCCACGGGGAUGCGGUUGCCAAGGAAGAUCCGCCGACGCCUGAGAGCGCUCAGCCACAUACUGCCCCGGUCUAUGUGUUCCACCUUCAAGGAUCUGCCUUCUUGUGGCACCAGGUUCGACUCAUGGUGAGCAUUCUGUUCCUUGUGGGUCAAGGAUUCGAAUCGCCGUCUGUUGUCUCCGAGUUACUGGACAUCACCAAGAACCCACGCAAGCCAUCGUAUACAAUGGCUUCCGAUGCGCCCCUAGUACUGUGGGACUGCAUUUUCCCGGACCUCAACGGCAACAGCCGUGAAGAUGCCCUGGAUUGGGUGUAUGCCGGAGAUCCCAGGCAGAUCCAAGCCACGACUGGAAAGGGCAAUGGCAAAUUUGGAUUUUGCGGGGUUGUGGAGGGGAUCUGGAGUGUCUGGAGGCAGCGCAAGAUCGACGAGAUUUUGGCCGGGGCGCUUCUAAACCUGAGCAUCAACCAAGGAGAUCAGCGUCUUGUCGAUGGUGAACUGUACGACGAGGGCGGAAUCAAACGGAACAGGGGACAAAAGGUCUUCAUCGGUGGUAACGAAACCCGCAUCGGUGGAAAGUACAUUCCGGUCAUGCAACUGAACAAGAAUGACCCGGUGGACGUUCAGAAUGCCAGGUACCGAGCCGAGAAACAGCGAAAGGCUAACCUGAAGGCUGCUCAGGCGGAGCGAAUGGAGAUGUAGAAAGAAAAUCAUGUAUAUACAUACCUUGAUAGAAUCUAGAUAUAGACGUUGGUAUACUCCAAC
Aspergillus steynii IBT 23096 is the source of this 2123-nucleotide messenger RNA. RefSeq names its product pseudouridine synthase DEG1. NCBI's taxonomy places the organism in Eukaryota, Fungi, Ascomycota, Eurotiomycetes, Eurotiales, Aspergillaceae. Gene Ontology annotation, molecular function: RNA binding; pseudouridine synthase activity. Bases 168 to 2060 code for a protein of 630 amino acids. The transcript has a single exon. Gene Ontology annotation, cellular component: cytoplasm; nucleus. The record is from RefSeq and is a predicted model, not a curated record. Gene Ontology annotation, biological process: mRNA pseudouridine synthesis; tRNA pseudouridine synthesis.